This is a messenger RNA of Clonostachys rhizophaga, 1092 nucleotides long. The record is from the annotation of a GenBank genome assembly. Lineage: Eukaryota; Fungi; Ascomycota; Sordariomycetes; Hypocreales; Bionectriaceae.
AUGCAUCUUGUCAACCUUCUAUCGCUUGCCUUUGCGGCAUUGCCGACUGGGACUUGGGGGCAAGUUGUCGGAACUCCAUAUGGCUUUGCCACUGGAGUCACGGGUGGUGGUAGUGCGACUCCGGCAGUCCCUAGCAGCAUCACCCAAUUGAAAGAGUGGCUUGCCGAUGAUGCGCCUCGGGUGAUCAUGAUUGAUAAAACCUUCAAUUUCAUUGGCUCUGAGGGCACAGUUACAGAGCCAGGGUGCCGCCUGAACACCGGUACGUGUACCGCGCUUAACGGAGGUCAGGAUACCAUCAAGACUGGCGAUUGCGACGCCAAUGAAGUCCGCAUUACUGUUACGUACGAUAAAGCCAGCUACCUCGGCAUGGAAGUUGGCAGCAAUAAGUCUCUCGUUGGCAAAGGCAGCGCAGGUGUUCUAAAUGGCAAGGGACUUCGAUUCAAGGCCGGGGCUAAGAAUGUUAUUAUUCAGAGCAUUCACAUCACUAACCUUAACCCUCAGUACGUCUGGGGUGGGGAUGCUAUAAGCCUGUCAGGUAAUGAUGGAGUAUGGAUUGAUCACGUCAAGUUCGACGGUGUCACAUCAUACUCCCACAGUUGCAACUCCGACCAUUACUGGUGCAUCAUCAUUGGAGGUACAGGCGACAAGAUCACAGUUGACCGCAAUUACAUUCAUGAUGUCAGCGGCCGUGCGCCCAAGAUUGGCUCCAGCUCAGGCACGCAGCUGGUGCAGGCAGUGAACAACUACUUCUCCAGCGGCACUGGCCACAACUUUGACAUUACCUCCUCCGGCCACGUUCUCAUUGAGAGCAACUAUUUUGACAGCUGCCUGACACCCUUAACAAGCGGCAGCAACGGGAAGAUUUUCAACACAGCGAGUACCGGUGUUGAAGGCAAUUGCGCGUCUGCUCUGGGCAGGAACUGCGGUGUCAACUACCUGUCAAGCAACAGCGGCAGGAUGACCAGCCUGACUGAUAGCACUAUCUUGAGUGAGCUCGGAAACUACAAGUCUCAGCUUGUGGCUCCCCUGGGAUAUGGCAAGGUUGUUAGCACUGUUACGGCGAAUGCAGGCAUUGGGAAGAUUGGAAAUUGA